GAACAAAGUUCAAAAAGUAAAAAAAAAAACCAGAAAGAGGAGAAAACCUGUUUAUUGACCUUUCUGCUCCUCCGCUCCGUAUCCUCGUCCUCUGCUUUCUCGCUCGAGCGAUAUCUUGUUUAUUCUUCUGGAAUCACCGUCCUGAGCUGUGGGAUCCGAUCAGCUCUUCUGGGUUUUUCUUGCUGCGUUUGUUCACGGUUUUUGCACUGAGAAGCGGGAAGGACAGACAGACACCGAUUCCCUGCAAAGAGGUUGAUUGAUUUGAUUGACGACUUUUCAGCGCUUUGUUAUUUUUUCUUUUAUUCAGUUCUCGCGCGGUGAUUUGUUCUUGCCUCGUUGAUUAGUGACGAAAAGACCUCCGACGAAACCUCGUUCACAGUCUACAACUGAAUCAUCACCUACACCCACCCACACACGUCGACGACCACACACAGCACCAACCAUGUCGUCAUUACCACCCGAGGCGUCGACCGCGCUGAUUACACUGCUCGCGAGUCUGACGUCGGCCGACAACGCCGUGCGAUCGAAUGCGGAAACUAGUUUGAACGAGGAGUGGAUCGCGCAGCGGUUCGAGAUCUUGAUGGUCGGGCUUGCGGAGCAGACGGUUGUUGCGUCUGAGCCUAGCGUGCGUUCUUUCGCGGCCGUGCUUUUCCGCAGGAUCGCCUCGAAGCAACCCGAGGGCACCGACAACAUCACCAGCAGAAUGUCGGAUCAGCUCAGCGAGUCCGCUCGCGCGACCGUCAAGUCGCUGCUUCUGCAGGCUUUGAAUAAUGAGAGCGUGAACGACGUCCGGCAUAAGAUCAGCGAUACCAUCUCUGAGCUUACUAUCGGCAAUAAUGAUCGAUGGCCUGAACUCCUCGAAUUCCUGUUCAACGCUGCAAAGAGCCCCGUCGCAGGCCUCCGGGAAGCCUGUUUCCGGAUAUUCGCCUCGACGCCCGACAUCAUCAGCAAGCCCCAUCUUCCAGCCGUCGCCGAGAUAUUUCGCGCCGGUUUCCACGAUCCCGACCAGGACGUGCAGAUCUCGGCUAUCGUCGCCUACACGGCCCUGUUUGGCACUCUCCCCAAGUCCUCCUGGCCGACCUUGCAGCCUCUGCUUCCCGAUCUGCUGAACGUGCUGCCUCCGCUCAACACUCCUGACAAUACCGAGAAGCUGACGAAUGCGCUGACGCCGCUGAUCGAGCUCGCCUCGUUCGCGCCCAAGAUCUUCCGCCCGAUGUUUUCGACAAUUAUCGAGUUUGGCAUUUCCGUCAUGAAAAACAAAGAGAUGGACGACACCACGCGCGAGAGCGCGCUCGAGCUGCUGACGACGUUUGCCGAGGAAACCCCCGGAAUGAGCAAGAAAGAGCCGACCUACGCGUCGUCGAUGGUCGUGCAGCUGCUGGCGAUGAUGACCGAAGUCGGCGAGGACGACGACGAGCAGGCUACCUCCUGGCGCGAGGACGACGAUCUCGACAAUGACGACGCCGACUCUGUGCACGUCGCCGCGCGCCAGUCGCUCGAUCGUCUUGCGCUCAAGCUGGGUGGCAACGUCCUCCUCCCGCCGCUCUUCCAGUGGCUGCCGCAGAUGAUCUCGUCUGCAAACUGGCAGGAGCGCCACGCGGCUCUCAUGGCCAUCUCGUCCUUUGCCGAGGGCUGUCGCGAGGUCAUGAUUGGCGAGCUGUCAAAGGUGCUCGACAUGGUCCUGCCGCUGAUGCAGGACCCGCACCCGCGCGCGCGCUGGGCGGCCUGUAACGCCGUCGGCCAGAUGUCUACUGACUUUGCGCCCGAGCUGCAACGCGAUUUCAGCGCGCGCGUGCUCCCCGCGCUCAUCCAGACGCUCGAGACACCCGAGCCGCGAGUCCAGGCGCACGCGGCGGCGGCGCUCGUCAACUUUGCCGAGGAGGCCGAGAAAGAGUGGUUGGAGCCCUACCUCGACAGUCUGCUGAGCCAUCUGGUUGUGCUGCUGCAGAGCCCGAAGCGGUAUGUGCAGGAGCAGGUGCUCACGACGAUUGCGAUCGUGGCCGACGCGGCGGAGACAAAGUUUGCAAAGUACUACGACACAAUCAUGCCGAUUCUGUUCCAGGUCCUGCAAGGCGACAUGGGCAAGGAGUACCGCAUGCUCAAGGCCAAGUGCAUCGAGUGCUCGUCGCUCAUCGCGCUCGCGGUCGGCAAGGAGAUGUUUGCGCCCAUGUCGGCCCAGCUCAUCCACACCUACGCCGCCAUCCAGCAAGGCAUCGUCGACACCGACGACCCGGCUGCCUCGUACCUUAUCCAGGCCUGGGGCCGCGUCUGCCGCGUGCUCGGCGCAGACUUUUUGCCGUACCUCAGCGGCGUCAUGCCGCCGUUGCUCGAAGCCGGCAAGCUCGAGCCUGAUAUCCAAGUGAUUGAGGACGCGGCCGAGGCCGAGCAGUUUGAUCAAGAAGGGUGGGAUGUUAUGCCGCUGCAGGGCAAGCACGUCGGCAUCCGCACCAGUUUCCUCGAGGACAAGUGCACCGCGAUCGAGCUGCUGAGCAUUUACGCUGCCGAGCUCGGCGCGGGCUUCGAGCCCUACGUGGCCGAGGUGCUGAACGAUAUCGUGCUGCCGUCGCUGAACUUCUUCUUCCUCGACAACGUGCGCUUUGCGUCCGCGCAGGCGCUGCCGCAUCUGCUGGCUUGCGUCAAGGCGUCGUCGAACUCGAACCCGGCCAAACUCGCCGAGUACUGGCGCGCGGUCGUCAAGAAGCUGCUGGACGCGACCUCGUCCGAGAUGUUUGUGGAGAUGCUGACGGCGCUCUACCAGUCGCUUUACCAGUGCAUCGAGACCGUCGGCGUCAACUGUCUGACGCAGGAGGACAUGGCGAACUUUGCCACGUCGCUGGAGUCGAAUCUGUCGAAUUUCUUGACGCGCGUCAGGCAACGAGACACGCAGGACGACGAGUACGAGGAGUAUGAUCCCGAGGACAAGGCCGAGGACGCGAUUGCGGACGAAGAGCUCGCGAGCGAGAUGAACAAGGCGAUUCACUCGGUCUUCAACGCGCAGCGGUCGUCGUUCCUGCCCACGUUUGAGAAAGUGAUUCCGCUGCUGACGGAGUUUUCGUCGCGGGUCGAGGUCGAGUGCCGCGAGUUUGCGCUCUGCGUGUACGACGACCUGAUUGAGUUCUGCGGACCGGACUCGUGGCGGUACAAGGACAUGUUCCUGCAGCCGAUCGCGCAGUCGCUGAUGGACCCUGACUCGACACUGCGACAGGCGUCUGCGUACGGCGUAGGCGUGGCGGCGCAGUUUGGCGGCGAACCGUUCAGCGCGACGGUUGCGUCGGUGAUCCCGACGCUGUUCCAGGUGAUUUCGGUUCCGGACGCGAGAUCGGAAGAGAACGUGCACGCGACCGAGAACGCGUCUGCUGCGAUCGCCAAGAUCCUGCGAUUCAACCGCACGCACGUCGCGAACGUGGACGAGGUCAUUGACGCGUGGAUCACGACUUUGCCGAUCGUGAACGACGAAGAAGCCGCGAGCUACGCGUAUUCGUUCCUGGUUGAUUUGAUUGAGGCGCAGCACCCUGCGGUGUCGAAGCACGCGCAGCAUAUCGUCGAGAGCGUGAAGAAAGCUACAGAGCAGAACGCAAUCAUGGGCGCGACCGCAGAGAGGGUGAAGAGAGCGGUUAAUUUGUAAAAUUUGCUUGCGUGCACUGAUGGGGUAUUUUUUCCAUUUCUAUUUAUUUUUCUAUUGUUUUUAGUUUGUAUGAAGUAGUGUAGAUUCGUCAGAGACAAUAGUAUAAAUAUAAUUCAUAUUUUUAUAUAUCUUUCGAGUUAUCAAACGCGGAGGGAGUUGCUGGUACUGAGUUAGCAAUACUCAACCCACUUCGCGUUCAUACGGAUCAUAAAUCAACACCUACACUCACAACAUAAAAAAAGCUGUAAAAUCGUAUCUCGCCUUUAAGUAGUUAUAGCGGGUCGGUAUGUUUUUAUAGCGCCAUGAUGUUUAACAGACCGACCAAAAGAAUAUGAAAAAAAAAUGCAGAAAAAAGAGAAAAAUU
Molecule: messenger RNA, 3989 nt
Organism: Myxozyma melibiosi
Lineage: Eukaryota; Fungi; Ascomycota; Lipomycetes; Lipomycetales; Lipomycetaceae
Product: armadillo-type protein
Exons: 3
Coding region: 443-3625 (1060 amino acids)
Biological process (GO): protein import into nucleus
Cellular component (GO): cytoplasm; nucleus
Molecular function (GO): nuclear import signal receptor activity
Source: RefSeq, a predicted model, not a curated record